GUGAACGGUUGGUAAGCGUAAAAAUAACCAGCGACAUUAUAACCAGCAACACAACGAAUAAGUUACAUACAUAUCGUUCGUCCAGAAUGACUAGUAAAAGUGUUUGCCUGCUUUUGACCUUCGUGUAUGUUGUAGCAUUUGUUGAAUCUGUUGAUAUCGGUAAAAUGGAGAAAGGAGAAAUUGUCCCCGAUGUCAUCGACAAAAUUCCAUCAGAAGUCUUAAAGGUGAUUUAUCCCAGCGGAGCAAGUGUUGAACUUGGAAAUGAAUUAACCCCGACUCAGGUGAAAGAUGAGCCUAUUACUGUUAACUGGACGGCUGAUCCCAAUACUUUCUACACGGUCGCGAUGGUUGACCCGGAUGCACCCAGCAGAGAAGACCCCAAACUCAGAGAAGUGUUGCACUGGCUUGUAGGGAAUGUAAAAGGAGGAGAUGUUGAAAAUGGCGAAGUAAUCGCGGGAUAUAGAGGAUCCGGCCCACCGCAAGGUACGGGCUUACACAGAUACGUCUUCCUUGUUUACCAACAAAACGGAAAAAUCGAUUUUAAGGAGAAGAAAAUCGACAGCAGGUCUAGGGAAGGUCGAUUGAAUUUUUCCAUAAGAAAAUUCGCGGUGAAUUAUAGUUUAGGACAGCCUGUUGCUGGGAAUUAUUAUCAAGCUCAAUUCGACGAUUACGUGCCCAUAUUGCAAAGCCAAACAAUCCAAUGAACGUAAAAUAAUUCCUUCAAGUUACAACUAAUAAUAAAUUACAGUAAAUAUAAUUAAUAAAAUAUUUUCGCUA
Molecule: messenger RNA, 777 nt
Organism: Phyllotreta striolata
Lineage: Eukaryota; Metazoa; Arthropoda; Insecta; Coleoptera; Chrysomelidae
Source: the annotation of a GenBank genome assembly